AUGUUCGCCCGACCAGCUCUCAGAGCGCAUCUCCCUGCCUCAAUCUCUCCAUAUCCAAAUGUCACCCGUCGUCUAUUCUCUCAAACCUCCCCAGUAACCUCCGGCGGCCAAAAUGUUGCGCAUUCGGCGAUAAAACCGAUCGAUGCGCGAUGGCUCACCAUGACCAAACGGAGGAUUGGGAAAUGUUUGAUGUUUGGGAUGAAUCCAGCUCAGAUUGAAGAGGGGGGAAAGAUUUUGCAGCAAUUGGCUGGGGAAUGGCGAGAAUUGAUCGCUGGAAGCGAGGGAUUCCUCACGGAUAAGAACCGGCGCGCUCUGUUUCGUCACGUCAACAACGUUACCUAUGUCCGAUAUGCCGAAACGGCUCGAGUCAACUGGACACGCAAGAUCGGGACACACAUUGAUCCCGCAAACAAAAAAGAAUGGACCAACAUGGUUAGCUCCAAGGGAAUCGGACUGAUUCUAAAGAGUAUCAAAGUGGACUAUAAAUUUGUACAGUAUCCUAAGGACCUGAACCCGCAUCCUAUGGAAUCCCCCGACAAAGUCACUGUCUACCACAAGUUGAUUGAAGACUCGUCUGGGCAUCUAUCAUCCCAAUCAGUCUUCCGGUUUGAACUCAUGAUCCUUUCUGAAGCCCACCAACGCCCUGCUGCUCGUUGCUUCGAGGAUAUUGUGAUCUAUGACUACCCGAAGAACCGCAAGGCCACUGAAUUCCCACCAUUUGUCAAGGAGCAGUUCGAGAUUAUCUGGAAACUGCAAGAGCAGGAAAAGAAGGACUGGAUUCAGCGAAUUGCAGAUAUUGAAAACCGAGUCCGUACUCUUGAGCUUGAGAGCUGGGAUGCGGCCGAUGCUGUCGAGGACCACGGAUCUGCGUCGCAGUAA
Penicillium paradoxum is the source of this 879-nucleotide messenger RNA. Its product is annotated as thioesterase family protein. Bases 1 to 879 code for a protein of 292 amino acids. NCBI's taxonomy places the organism in Eukaryota, Fungi, Ascomycota, Eurotiomycetes, Eurotiales, Aspergillaceae. Gene Ontology annotation, molecular function: fatty acyl-CoA hydrolase activity. The record is from RefSeq and is a predicted model, not a curated record. The transcript has 3 exons.